Molecule: messenger RNA, 603 nt
Organism: Humulus lupulus (European hop)
Lineage: Eukaryota; Viridiplantae; Streptophyta; Magnoliopsida; Rosales; Cannabaceae
Exons: 3
Coding region: 1-603 (200 amino acids)
Molecular function (GO): DNA binding
Source: RefSeq, a predicted model, not a curated record
AUGGAUAAUGAGGAAAAUUUAGAAGGGAUGAUGGGGGAGUGGUUGGAGUAUGUUGAAACUAAUUUGUCAAGUUCUGAUGGAGAAGAACAAGCGAAGGAAAGGAAAAAAGAGAACGAGAAAGAGGUUGAACGACCAGAAAAGAAGCAAAGGGUUAGAAAGAAAACAUCGAGCGUGUGGGAUCAUUACACUAUGUUGCCUGAUUGUGAUCCUAAGAAGCCAAGAGCUGCUUGCAAUUAUUGUGGCACCGAUUAUGCGGCUGAUACAAAGUUGAAUGGGGCUAGCACACUAUGGGCACAUGUGGAGAGAAAAUGUAAGAAGUGUCCUUUCAGUGACUGGGUUGAGCAAAGUAAGAAGCAACAAUCAACUAUGGAUAGAAUUACUAAAAAGACAACAACCUGCAAUGAAGAAGAAGUCGCUUCAAGUGGGCUGCCGCUAAAGUUUAAUCAAAAUGCUGUUAGGAAAGUGAUCGCCGAAUAUAUCAUUAUGGAUGAGUUAUCCUUUAGGCACGUGGACGGAAAAGGAUUUCAAAAGCUCAUUAAACAUUUCUUAAGGAGCAGGUGGUCAUGGUUGCUUGAUGCAGGCUAUGAAAUGAAUGAAUGCUAG